CAAGUCCGUCCUUUUUUAAGUCGACCAGCGUCGACUUUUCCUCACAAUCAAUUAUCGAGCGCUUCUUCUUCUUCCCGCCUCUGGAAGUUUUUUGAAGUUUGACUCAUGGAUCCUCAACCCGAACCAGUGAGCUACAUAUGUGGAGAUUGUGGAAUGGAGAACACUCUGAAGCAGGGUGAUGUUAUACAGUGCCGAGAGUGUGGUUAUCGUAUUCUCUACAAGAAGCGCACCCGUCGCAUUGUUCAGUAUGAGGCCCGCUGAAAUGCUUAUUCUGGCGAGAUGAACUUUUAGUAUCAUUGACUUUUUAGUAAAACAAAAAUGGAACUCAACAUUGCUUAAGGACUCUUCUCUGCAAUGUAAACAUGAUUAUAGCGCUGGCAACAUAUUAAUAUAGUCAAGUUCUU
Molecule: messenger RNA, 404 nt
Organism: Cucurbita maxima (winter squash)
Lineage: Eukaryota; Viridiplantae; Streptophyta; Magnoliopsida; Cucurbitales; Cucurbitaceae
Product: DNA-directed RNA polymerases II, IV and V subunit 12
Exons: 4
Coding region: 106-261 (51 amino acids)
Biological process (GO): DNA-templated transcription
Cellular component (GO): RNA polymerase III complex; RNA polymerase I complex; RNA polymerase II, core complex
Molecular function (GO): DNA binding; zinc ion binding; DNA-directed RNA polymerase activity
Source: RefSeq, a predicted model, not a curated record